AUGGACGGCAGGAUGUGGGGCACCUGCGUCCUUUGCUUGCUGAGCCCACUGGGAGUCGCAUUGGGCCACGAGCACCUAGAAUGUGACUUCAUUACUCAGUUGAGAGAGGAUGAACGUACAUGUCUACAAGCGGCAGAGGGGACACCCAACAAUUCCCUGAGCUGCCCAAGGACUUGGGAUGGGCUGCUGUGCUGGCCAACAACAGGCUUUGACGAGUGGAUUGCCCUCCCCUGCCCGGAUUUCUUUUCUCAUUUCAGCUCCGAGCCAGGGGCUGUGAAGCGGAAUUGUACCAUCGCAGGUUGGUCCAAUCCCUUUCCACCUUACCCUGUGGCCUGUCCUGUGCCCUUGGAAUUGCUGACUAAAGAGAAAGCUUACUUCUCCACGGUGAAGAUCAUCUACACCACAGGCCAUAGCGUCUCUAUCGUAGCUCUCUGUGUGGCCAUUGCCAUCCUGCUUGCUCUCAGGAGGCUCCACUGCCCCCGGAACUACAUCCACACACAGCUGUUUGCCACCUUCAUCCUCAAGGCAGGCGCUGUGUUCCUGAAGGAUGCUGCUCUCUUCAGUGGUGACAGCGACAGCGUGGACCACUGUGGCUUCUCCACUGUCCUGUGCAAGGUGUCUGUGGCUGCCUCACAUUUUGCUACCAUGACCAACUUCAGCUGGCUGCUGGCAGAAGCUGUCUACCUAAGUUGCCUCUUGGCCUCCACAUCCCCCAGCUCCAGGACAGCCUUCUGGUGGCUGGUUCUUGCUGGCUGGGGACUCCCCAUGCUCUGUACAGGUACCUGGGUGGCCUGCAAACUAGCCUUCGAGGACACUGCGUGCUGGGACCUAGACAACAGCUCCCCCUACUGGUGGAUCAUCAAAGGGCCCAUCGUCCUCUCCGUUGGGUCAGUGAAUUUUGGGCUGUUUCUCAAUAUUGUUCGUAUCCUGCUAAGGAAAUUGGAGCCAGCGCAGGGUAGCCUCCACUCCCAGUCUCAGUACUGGCGCCUGUCCAAGUCAACACUUCUCCUCAUCCCACUGUUUGGAAUUCACUACAUCAUUUUCAAUUUCCUGCCUGACAAUACUGGCCUGGGCAUCCGCCUUCCCCUGGAGCUGGGACUGGGCUCCUUCCAGGGUUUCAUCGUUGCUGUCCUCUACUGCUUCCUCAACCAAGAGGUGAGGACAGAGAUCUCACGGAAGUGGCACGGCCAUGACCCUGAACUUCUGCCAGCUCGGAGGACCUGCACUAGGUGGACCAAGCCUUCCUGCUCGGGGGCGAAGGUGCUGACAUCCAUGUGCUAGGUUGGCCUCAUCAUGUACCAGGAGUCCACACCUGAACUUGGGCCACUGCAAUGGGUCCACCACUCUCUGGAGGAACCAAGGGGCCUCUGGGAGCCCUCAC
Messenger RNA from Castor canadensis (American beaver), 1381 nucleotides. Lineage: Eukaryota; Metazoa; Chordata; Mammalia; Rodentia; Castoridae. The record is from RefSeq and is a predicted model, not a curated record.